This is a messenger RNA of Mesocricetus auratus (golden hamster), 978 nucleotides long. Its product is annotated as vomeronasal type-1 receptor 4-like. The record is from RefSeq and is a predicted model, not a curated record. Gene Ontology annotation, cellular component: membrane. Gene Ontology annotation, molecular function: pheromone receptor activity. The coding region runs from base 31 to 978 and encodes 315 amino acids. Gene Ontology annotation, biological process: G protein-coupled receptor signaling pathway. The transcript has a single exon. NCBI's taxonomy places the organism in Eukaryota, Metazoa, Chordata, Mammalia, Rodentia, Cricetidae.
GUCCUCAGUUUGAGAGCAGAACCUGAGAGCAUGACAGCCAGUGAGCUGUCUAUAGGAGUGAUCUUCUUGUCUCUGACUGUGAUUGGACUACUGGGGAAUUUCUUGCUCCUCUACCACUACCUGUUUCUUUACCUAACUAGGAAAAGACUAAAGUCUACAGACUGGUUUCUGACGCACUUGGUUGCAGCCAGCAUCUUAACUGUGCUAUGUAAAGGAGUGCCUCACACAAUGGCAGUUUUUGGACUGAGGGACUUCCUCGAUGACACUGGAUGCAAAUUGAUUUUCGCCUUUCACAGAUUAGGUCGGGGUUUGUGUAUUGGCUGCACCUCCUCCCUUAGUGUCUUCCAGGCCAUCAUCAUCAGUCCCUGGGACUCCAGGUAUUCAGAGCUGAAAAUAAAAACACACAAGUACAGCUGUUAUGUUCUGUACAUAAACUGGGUAAUCCAUUUCCUUAUAAGCUCUGUAAAUCUUGUGCACAUGAGGGCAAAAUAUGGAAAUGAAAGCACAGCAAACCUGAAAUCGUAUCUCUACUGCUAUUCUGUCCGUCAUGACCAAACCAGUGACAUCCUGUAUGCAGCAUUGCUGUCAGCUCCUGACAUUCUUUUUCUGGAGCUCAUGCUAUGGGCCAGUGGCUCCAUGGUUCUCACCCUCUACAGGCACAAGCAAAGGAUGCAACACAUGUCCAAGACUAAUAUCUCCUCCAGAUCCUCCCCUGAGUCCAGAGCCACUAAAACCAUCCUUCUCCUGGUCAGUACUUUUGUCUCCUUCUAUACAAUCUCUUCCCUAUGUCAACUCUUUGGAGCUAUUAUGAAUAAACCAAGCUGGUCAGUGCUGCAUAUGACUGCAAUGGCCUCUCUGUUUUUCCCCACUGUUUGUCCUUUUCUCUUGAUGAGCCGUGACUGUCAGGUAUCCAGCCACUGCCUGUCCUUGAAAAUGAGUAGACAUUUCCCUAAAGCAUCUAAUCAAGAGCUGAACUGA